CUCGUCAAGUCAAGUUUGCUUUACUCAUUACUCUGUAUCCUUUUUGCUUUACUAAUAAUAUUAUACCAGACUCGAACAGUUUUGGUCCCGUAAAUCGUAAAUUUUAGUCUCUGGUAGUGGUGUACAACUAGUUUUGAGCUUAAGUUCUGAAAUUCGAAGCCUUAUUCACAUAUUAACGACUUUGAUCUAAAUACAACAAUACAUACAAAACUUGGUGUCAAAAAUUUACCCUGAGUGAAUCAGUCAUUCUGCAUUUCGUCAAGUACUUUUAUCGGCUUUGCGAUACAACAAGAGGAGAAAAACGAAUAUUAAAAUUUCAUGCCGAACAUAAACUUGUUCAAGUAGGAAAAUAUAUUUUCUUGCAACUUUGCAAUCCGUUACGCAAACUGUGAUACGUACCCUGUACAAACUUCCGGUGGUGUAGUUUCGACUACUUUUUUUUACUCGUGUAACUAAAAGUAAGCACGCAAGUUGACAAAACUUUCUCCGAGUUGGCUUCAUUCCAGGAGAAACCCGUCCCGGGAAAGAAUUUUUGGUGUUUUCAUCUGGUGAAAGUUGGACCCGUUGGAAGAAAACAAUGUGAUUUUUACUUGUAGAACAGAACACGGCAUUCCAUUUUUGCUACAAAUUUAAGUUGAGACGAGGUGAAUUCUUUCAUAAGCAAUACACACUGCUCAAGGUUGUAAUUAAACUCAGAAGUGUCUCAAAAUAGUGACGCACAUCCUUCACAAAAGAUAUAUCAGCGUACGUAGUAAAACGCGCAUUGUGAACUUUUACACAAUUUCUUUAAUGAGUACCAGUCUUGGAGAAUAAGUGGUCAAAACGGGCAGCAAUAAGAGAUUGGACGUCAUGCCGUCACCAAUGGCGAGGUCUCCGGGUGAUAAUGAAGUGCCUGAAAUACGGGUGAAAACUGCGUAUAAUGGAGAAGUGCUCAUUACAUAUAUACAACCGAGCAUCAGCUUGGACCAAUUUUGCGAAGAGAUUCGCGACAUGUGCAAAUUCACACGGGAACAAGCUUUCACCAUGAAAUGGGUGGACGAGGAAGGUGAUCCUUGCACAAUUACGACUCAGAUGGAAUUAGAUGAAGCCAUUCGGCUUUAUGAGAUCAACAAGGAUACCGAAAUCGUCAUUCAUGUAUUCCCAAAUGUGCCUACCGUACCUGGGAUGCCUUGCCAAGGAGAAGACCGGAGCAUCUAUCGCAGAGGUGCGCGAAGGUGGAGAAAGUUAUACCGAGUAAAUGGACACAUUUUCCAAGCAAAGCGGUUUAAUCGGAGAGCGGCCUGUGCAUAUUGCCAAGACCGUAUUUGGGGUUUAGGUCGACAAGGGUUUAAGUGUACCCAAUGUAAGUUGCUGGUGCAUAAAAAGUGUCACAAAUUGGUCCGUCUCCCUUGUUCCAAUGACGCAUCGGCCACCCUGAACUCUACUUCAUCCACUACUUCAUCAUUCCAAGGAAAUUCACGGGAAUCCUCCAUGUACAUUGAGCAAGAAGGUCACCACCACCAUCAUCAUGGCCGACACAAUGGCGACAGUUCGGGUGGAUCCAUGGAUAAGCUGCAUGUUAAAGGGUCUCCCGACUCGGAUACGCCUGGAGGCAUCCCACGCUCCUUGUCCGACACUUUUCCCUUGCAAGACAAUGAGAAAAUCGACGAAGACUUGGAGCCUGGGCGCCAGAGGCAGUACUGCUUAAAAGACUUUGACCUUAUUCGCGUCAUUGGGAGGGGAAGUUAUGCCAAAGUGUUGAUGGUCGAGUUGAAAAACACGAGUAGAGUUUAUGCCAUGAAAGUAAUUAAGAAAGCGUUAGUGACAGAUGAUGAGGAUAUUGAUUGGGUUCAAACGGAAAAACACGUUUUUGAAACAGCUUCAAAUCAUCCAUUCCUUGUCGGGUUGCAUUCCUGCUUUCAGACACCGAGUCGGUUAUUUUUCGUGAUUGAAUUUGUCCGAGGUGGGGACUUAAUGUUUCACAUGCAAAGACAAAGACGACUUCCGGAAGAACAUGCGAGAUUCUAUGCUGCAGAGAUUAGCGUUGCUCUUAAUUUUUUGCAUUGUAAAGGCAUAAUUUACCGAGAUUUGAAAUUGGACAACGUGCUAUUAGAUCAUGAAGGCCACAUAAAGUUAACAGAUUAUGGAAUGUGCAAAGAACAAGUUCGGCCUGGUGACACAACCUCAACAUUUUGUGGAACUCCGAAUUAUAUUGCUCCAGAAAUUUUGCGUGGGGAAGAAUAUUCAUUUUCCGUUGAUUGGUGGGCUUUGGGAGUUUUGUUGUACGAAAUGUUGGCUGGUAGGAGUCCUUUCGAUAUUUACGGAGCUUCUGAAAAUCCAGAUCUUAAUUCCGAAGAUUACUUAUUUCAAGUUAUUCUUGAAAAAACAAUUCGUAUUCCAAGAUCCUUGUCUGUCAAGGCUGCAUCAGUACUGAAAGGAUUCUUAAACAAGAACCCAGUAGAUCGUUUAGGAUGUCACGCAGAAACGGGAUAUUUCGAUAUUUUGCAUCAUCCUUUUUUCAAAACUAUAGAAUGGGACUUGCUUGAGAAGAAACAAAUUCCACCCCCGUUUAAACCCAAGCUUGAAGGCGAUCGUGAUUUAGACCACUUUGACCCACAAUUUACAUCUGAACCGGUGCAACUCACUCCUGACGAUCAGAAAGUUAUAGAGAAAAUAGACCAAUCGGAAUUUGAAGGUUUUGAAUACGUUAAUCCACUUUUAAUGUCUUUAGAAGAUUGCGUCUAGAAGAACUAAUCAAUCAAUAAUAAAAACCCACCUUCAAUAAUGCGAACUUUUUAGGAAACGACAAUUACGACCUGUUAGGCCGGCAGCAUGGCACUUGUCAUUCAAUAAUUCGUAGUAUUACACUUACUUUCCUUUGGCGAAAGCUAAUCACGUAAAAAAACGGAGCAUAAUGAAAAGUUACUUAUUUAGUUUAGCUGAUAGUCGUACCGAUUUGCUGGACGAAUUCAUUCAUCACCAAUUAGUACCUACCUACACACAUACGAUAUAGUUUAGAAGAACAUAUUUACGUGCUUUAUUUUAUAAUUUGUAUGAUUUUUCAUAGAAUUAGGUAAUUCCUUGAGCUUCUACAGCUCAUAUUUAACAUGCAACUGUGCAAUCUGCUCUCAAUUUGAAAGGAAGGAUACUGGAUCAGGAAGGGUUGUGCCAAUAACAAUCAAAUCGAAUCUAACAAUACAUAAUAUGCGUCACAAUCAUAAUAAACAUAAUUUAGAAAUAUUAUAUUUAGUAAAAAAUAAUUUUUGUCCAAAGUCCUUUAUUGCUGAAUGAUGUAAAAACUAUUUAACUCGAGUGAAUUGCAGAUUCCUUAGCUAUUUAACACAUUAUUUUGUUUUGUGUACUAAUAACAAAUUCUCAACGUAUGUUAUCCUUUGUUACGUUUAUUAAAUUAAAGCAAUUAAUUACUGCAAGGUUUAUUACAACUACAACACAUACAUUUAGUCCCUGUCGUCGUUAAUACGAAUGUAUUACCACGAUUCCUAAUUAUACUUGUUUUAUGGUGAUUGUUAAAAAUUAUUGAAUUUUAUUAUAAAUAGUUAAUCAUCUCAUCUCUUCUGUAAAGAAGGAGAAAGUACUAAUGCAAAUCCUGGCCUGAUCGGUCUAAUUAAGAAAUGAAUGAAAUAAUAAAUCAGUAAUUAUGAGCAAAGAG
Molecule: messenger RNA, 3649 nt
Organism: Folsomia candida
Lineage: Eukaryota; Metazoa; Arthropoda; Collembola; Entomobryomorpha; Isotomidae
Gene: aPKC
Product: atypical protein kinase C
Exons: 23
Coding region: 850-2724 (624 amino acids)
Biological process (GO): protein phosphorylation; establishment or maintenance of cell polarity
Molecular function (GO): protein binding; protein serine/threonine kinase activity; ATP binding
Source: RefSeq, a predicted model, not a curated record